UCCACACCCCAACUUAUCAAAAUUAAAAUUACGGUAUUAUUUGACAUCGUGAAUUCAAUUAAUUCAAUUUCUCCCAAAGUUGUCAAUUAUGGGUGACUUAAUAGAAAUAAGUCCGUUGCCACUGACCCCAAAAACAAUUCCACUAAAGGAAUUGAGAAAAUGGAACCUUUUCGACACUAUCGGUGAUGUCUUUUUACAAAAUGUUCGUGUCGCCCAUGUCCACGGAAACCAUGGAUUUCUCGUAACUACGGACGAUAAUGUGUACAAAAUCUCUAGUUCCAUAUCACCUGCUACAGGGAGCUUAACAAAUGGGUUCUUACCUUCUAAAAUUGAAGCGCUUUGUGGACAAAGCGUUAAAGAGUUCGUCAUUGGAAGUGUUGAUUUUGCUAUAACCGAAGAUGGACGUAUCUUCGCGUGGGGGUAUAGUAUGUUUGGCGAACUCGGGACUGGAACGAAUGACACAUCAAAUUACACUCCAACACUAAUUAAAUUUGACCCAAGUGUGAGAAUUGUUCAACUUGCGGUGGGUGUUUAUCACGCCGUCGCCUUAACAAUGGAUACGAGGGAGGUUUUCUCAUGGCGUUACAAUAAAUAUGGCCAAUUAGGCCUGGGAAAUAACACGCAUCAAAACAAACCUUGUAAAAUUAGCAUAAAUCUUCGGAACGUCAGAGUUAAACAAAUUUCUUGUAGCUCAUACAGCUCGUUUGCUUUGAGCGAAUCGGGUGACGUGUACUCAUGGGGACGUAAUCUUAAUGGCGAGUUAGGGAUAGGAAACAGAACACUUGAAUUUGUGCCAACUAAAGUACUUGUUGACAAACCGAUUACAAAGAUUGCAAAUGGGAAAUACCACACCCUUCUACUGGCCACAUCUGGGGAAAUCUAUGUUUGUGGAGCUAAUGACGAAGGUCAAUUGGGCACAGGAAAUACCACAAGUUUAUCCACGCCAACCAGGAUAUCAGCGGAUUUAGGAAUUUUUGAUGAUAUAUCUUCCAUGCCGGGUAUUAAUCAAAGUUCCGCAAGGUCUGCGGAUAAAAUUUUCGUUUGGGGGGAAAUGGACAAAGGAAUCAUUUGCAGUAGCCCUAAACAAUUGGUGGCGAAUUUAUCAAAUUUUCCACACCCUCCUACACUAUUUAACGAGGGGGAACAAAUUAUGUGCAAAUCGCUGUGCGCAUCGGACCACACAGAAAAUGCGGUCACCAUACAAGAAACGCUGGAAAGAGCGAUAGGCGGGGUCGGGACCGAUGUAGAGUUUAAAGUGGAGGGUGGCUUGAUCAAGGUCCACAAGGCCAUACUGACCUUGCGAAGUGCUUACUUCUCUCGAAAACUGUUCCAUGAUUGGAAGCAGCAAGAUAGCCCAAUAGAAUUGAAGGAUACCAAACGGGACACUUUCUACGCAUUGCUUUAUUACCUUUACACGGACAAAAUUUAUUUCUCGGAUGCCGAAAUAGACAAAGUUUUAGAUUUGAUGAAAUUGGCUGCGACGUAUUGUGAGACUGGUCUCAAGACAAAAUGUGAAUCGGUUUUACAGAAGCAGAUGGAAUUGAGAAAUGUCUUCACAAUUUAUGCGGCCGCCGAAAAGUGCAAUGCGCAAUAUCUUCGCCAAGUUGCCUUCAACUUUGUGGUAGCUAAUUGGGUCGAAAUAUCAAACAGGGGAGAACUCGAUAGAGCUGAUUUAAGCAAUCAAGACUUGAGGCAGUUCACGAAGGCUUGGGCGGCCAAAUAUAAGGAUGCCCCAAAAUCGACACAGAAUGCAGAAUCAAAUAAAACUGUAAAUGAGGAUACAAACCCAUUAAAAAUUUCGCCUUGUGCUGAACCGAAAAUUAAACCUGAACCAACCGUGGAUAAAAAGAUUGGCAGCAAAUCCUGCCAGGUGUGCAUGUCGGAUAACGACGCCACCGGUGCGGCAUGUGUACGUUGCAUAGCAAAAAGUUCAAACAUUGUAGAGGACUUGAACUUAAAAGGGUUAUCUUCAUCGGGACAGAAGCUAGCUCCUCCUUCUUCGGCGUCCCCAAUUAAACUAGCACCUGCAGCAACUUCACAAGUAGAAACUCCGUUAGAAAUGGAGAAGGUUUCUCCAUUCCGUGGAUUUAACUUUGGCUUUAAUAACACUGUAGCAUCAACAUCGACGAGUGAGCCGAAUGAGACCCGGAUUCAGUACAAGGACAACAGUGUCGACAAAAAGAGUCCCGCCAUCCUUGCGGUUCAUCCCUCCUUUGUAUUUAAACCGCCGUCUUCUUCAGGGUCAAAUUUGAUUGAGUCUGGAGUUGAUAAAAAUUUAAUUGAAGUAAAACCUAGUCGUAUGGCAGAUACUGAACAAAAAAUAGUUGCAUCAUUAGAGAAUGUCCCAGCACCAAAGAAUGCUCCAUCUGUAAAACCAAUAGAAUCAAUUGCUUCACAUUCUAUGCCCAUUUCGGUUCCAGCUUCUUCUGUCCCAGAAUCAAAGCCUGACGGAUUUUUGGAAGCUUUAAAAAAUGAAAGUGCUGCUGUGAAGACAUCCAAGGGAAAAGAAAUAAGCACAGUAAUGGCACAACCUUUCGCCGUAGGGGAAAGCCUUCUUGGAUUGGGAGGAAAUGAUACCACCGAUCCUGUAACAACUGCCAACACCCCGACAGCUUCUGGGUCUUCUCUGACACCGAAGUUAUGCUGUUUCGGAUAUGAUGGUGGCAGUGGUGGUCAACGUACUGUCAAAAAAGCUAUCAGAAGAUAUCGAUAAAUCAUUUGCAUAUGCCCUUUGCAACAUUGAUUUACAUAUGUAUGUAUGUACACAAAUGCAAAUAUUGAAAAUCGGAAGAUGAAGUCGUGAAGAUAGUAAGGCGUGUUUGGAGAUGAAAUGAAAAAAAAUAAAUGAGGAAUAAUGAAUAAAUAUUUAUUUCCAAAUUUUGAAUAAAUAAAUAAUGAAUAAUUUUUUUUUGUGCUUAAAUCUAAUAAAUUCAAAAUGAAGAAAAGUUGUUGACAGGUAUGCUAUUGAUGCAUAAUAGUUCUUCCGAAAAACAUGAGGGACAAGAAAAUACCCCGUAUUGCCCUAUACUUACGGAACGAGUGGGUCGUAUUAUGUAUUAUCGGGAGAGCGCACCAUGCGGUGACUGAAAUCAUUCCGGUGGUGGUCGCAACCCUGUUCAUAAAAAAUAUUUCUUCAUUUAAAAUUUCUUCAAUUUAAAAAUAGGAAAAAAUUAGUCAUUCAUUCUUCAUUUAUUCAAAAU
Molecule: messenger RNA, 3200 nt
Organism: Folsomia candida
Lineage: Eukaryota; Metazoa; Arthropoda; Collembola; Entomobryomorpha; Isotomidae
Product: RCC1 and BTB domain-containing protein 1-like
Exons: 10
Coding region: 89-2713 (874 amino acids)
Molecular function (GO): protein binding
Source: RefSeq, a predicted model, not a curated record